CUAGCCACAAUCUUCGCUUUGGUUUGUGUGUUGCUGACGAGAGGAGUGAAACCAGCCAGCUGUGAGCCGCAGAGCCUGAGCAGCCAGGGGGGAGAGCACAGUGAUCAGAGCCUGGUCUUCGCUGAUCUGACGCCGGAAGAAAUGGGGCAAGUGGUGAGGUACCUGCAGCGCAGCCUUGGGGUGCCAUUGGUAGACGCCUAUAAUGCAAACUCCUCCGAUAACUGCAUUUACUACAUCGAUGUGCAGCUCCCCACCAAGGCAGAGGUGCUGGGGUUCUUGGAUCGUGGGGGCAGGCAACCCCCCCGGCAGGCGCUGGCUGUGGUGUAUUUUGGAAACCAACCAGAUCCGAAUGUCACGGAGUACGUGGUGGGUCCCCUGCCCAAGCCAACAACUCACCAGGACAUCACGGUGCAGAAGUACGGAGGGAAGCUGCCGUAUCACCGCAGACCAGUGCUGGGUAAGGAGUAUGAGCAGAUUGAAAUCUUCUUACGGAAGAAGGCGUUCUCAACAGCCCCUACCUUCCUGCGUCAAGUAUUUAAUUAUGAUGGGACCAAUUUUGUAUCACUAACCUCAGCCCCCCGGGGGUUCCAGUCCGGAGACCGCAACACCUGGUGUGCUCUGUUCCACAACGUGAGCGGCUACUUCCUGCACCCGGUGGGGCUGGAGGUGCUGGUUGAUCACAGCAGCCUGGACGUCUCCCAAUGGCGGGUGAGAAAAGUGUUCUAUAGCGGCCAGUACUACGGGGACUUGGUGCAGCUGGAGAGCGAGUUCAACCAGGGCCAUGUCAAAGUGGACCCAGUGAUGAGAGCCCCACCCGACGGGGGAUUCUCUUCCAUGAAGCCCCGAGCAGCCCCCAGGGCUCCAUUCCCUCUGCAGUACGAGCCGCAUGGGCCCCGCUACAGUGUCCGAAACAACCAAGUCGUCUCCCCGGCCUGGAGCUUUGCCUUUGGGGUGAACGUGAACACGGGGAUGCGUCUCUUUGACAUUAGAUUUAAGGGGGAGAGGAUUGUCUAUGAAAUCAGUGUCCAGGAUGCAACAUCUGUCUAUGGGUCCAACUGUCCUGGAGGGAUGUCAACCAGGUACAUGGAUGGGAGCUUUGGCAUCGGGAGAUUCACGUACCCGUUAGUCCGGGGGGUUGAUUGCCCCUAUUCAGCCACCUACGUAGACACACACUACUUAGCUCAAUCCCCAAACCCUAGAAUUAAUAAAAACUCCAUCUGCAUUUUUGAGCAGAACACUGGGUCUCCUCUGAGGCGCCAUUACUCCAACUUGCAGUCCCUGUACUACGGGGGUCUGACCAACUCUGCUCUGGUCCUUCGGUCAGUUGCCACUCUGGGCAACUAUGACUAUGUCUGGGACUUCAUCUUCUACCAGAACGGAGCGAUCGAGGCCAAAGUCCAAGCCACAGGCUAUCUGAGUUCGUCCUUUCUGUAUGGUGACGGUCUGGACUAUGGCAAUAGGGUUGGGGAUCACACCCUGGGGACGGUACACACCCAUUCCAUCAAUUAUAAAGUGGACUUGGACGUUGGAG
Molecule: messenger RNA, 1531 nt
Organism: Terrapene triunguis (Three-toed box turtle)
Lineage: Eukaryota; Metazoa; Chordata; Testudines; Emydidae
Product: membrane primary amine oxidase-like
Exons: 1
Biological process (GO): amine metabolic process
Cellular component (GO): plasma membrane
Molecular function (GO): copper ion binding; quinone binding; primary methylamine oxidase activity
Source: RefSeq, a predicted model, not a curated record